Messenger RNA from Pleuronectes platessa (European plaice), 5163 nucleotides. RefSeq names its product cilia and flagella associated protein 65 (gene cfap65). The record is from RefSeq and is a predicted model, not a curated record. NCBI's taxonomy places the organism in Eukaryota, Metazoa, Chordata, Actinopteri, Pleuronectiformes, Pleuronectidae. The coding region runs from base 1 to 5163 and encodes 1720 amino acids. The transcript has 33 exons.
AUGUUGGCCGAGGCUCGAGGUCCAGACCUCCAGGGUCCAGGUGCACCAUGUUACCCCCCCACCGCCGGAGAGGACACCGAGGAUCCUGUGAAUCAGCACAGACCACAGGGAGGGGAGCGCCAGCGACGUAUUUCCAGCAGAAAAACCGGCUUCUUAGGGUUGGAAACGAGGCCAGAGCUGCUCUGGGAGGACUGGGACCAGGGAAAGGACUCCACCAAAACAUUAGUGUUAAAGAACACUCAUGAUAAGAUACAGAGGCUACACCUGAGGCCUCCGGAGACCAAGUUCUUCACCAUCCUCUGUCCCAAUAUUAUCUUUCUCAGCCCAGGGUUGUCCUUCUCCAUCCUAAUCACCUUCAGACCCCUACAGAGGUAUGAGUAUGAGGACAGCAUUGGGUUUCAGGGUAAAGAGGGCAGCGUGGUGGUUCGCCUCCGGGCCACCGUUCCCUGUCUUGCCUUAGAGGUUCCUGACUCUGUGCUGCUGCCAGUUUGUGCUGUUCAACACUCCUCACAUAUCACGUUCCCACUCAAAAAUGCAAGUAAACUCCAGACUUCCUUCAAGUGGGACUGUGGUGCACCGUUCCAGUUUAGCCCUGACCAGGGCCUGUUGAAGCCGGGUCAGGAGUGUCACAUCACUGUGGUGUUCCAGCCACAAGAGGCACUGGUGCACCGGCAGCGGGCUUACUGCAGGUUCGGAGAGGAAGAGGACAAGGCAGAGAGCUGCUGCACUGUGCUGCUGCAGGGAUUAGGCAAAUACCCAUACCUCCAGCUGAGAAACCCUGCAGCCAAAGAGGAGAAAGAGCAGGAGGCUUCAGUGCUGCACUUUGGUUCUGUGGCUGUCGGCCAGAGUUUGCAGAAACACUUCGAUAUCUUCAACCCCUCUGCUGUAACCUCAUCCUUCUCUCUGUCCCGUCUUUCUGGCGGGGUGCCUUUGUUGGGGUCAGAAUUCCUCUGUGAUGUCACCGGGGGGGAAGUGGCGCCCGGUGGAUCCCUACGAGCCACGGUCACCUUUUCUCCUGCUGUGGUGGACACUGUUUCGGUUGAGUACCUGUCUCUCAAAUGCAGUGGGGCACUUAAUGAAGACCAGCUUAAACUCGCUGGAAGCUGUAUUGGUCCUAAACUUUCACUGUCCGCCUCUGUGUUGGACUUUGGCUGCGUUGAUGAUGGAGAAGCAUGCACACAAACACUGGAGCUGGUUAAUUCUUCUCCUGUCGAGGGCGUGUACCAAUGGGACCUUGACUGUAGUGGGCACAGUGUGUUCAGUAUCCAGCCGGCAAGUGGCGCUGUUCAGCCACACAGCCAAACCACUCUGACAGCAGUCUAUAGGCCCACACAGCCCAUUGCACACCACAGGAGAGUGGCAUGUGUCAUACUGCACCGGGACCAUCUGUUCCUUGACCUGAUUGGAACCUGUCACUCGGAGCUCCAGAAACCAGCCAUACUGAAACCUGAACACCUGGUUUUGUACAAGCUUCACUGGUACCGCAGCCAGAUCCCACAGAACACUCCUGGUGCCAUGGAGCAGGAACCUAGUGCAGACUUGGCCCAGCAGGAUCAACGCUGCACCCUGGAGGAGCCAAAUCAGAGACCGGACAGUUCUACCGUCGUGCAGAAAACUCCCAUGGAGGAGUUCUACCAGUUUAUCUUGGGGGGCAUUGAUCCCAUCUCCUCCAGUUCGACAUCGUCUCCACACGUGUCUGUGUCGCCGAGAGAGCUGCUGUUUAAUCACAAAAUGUCCUCCUCCUCCUUCUUGUCGACCUCAUCCGCUUCUUCUCAGUCGGUCUCCAUCACCAACUACACACGGGGGAAGCUCAGCCUGGUGUGGACUGAAGCCCAAGACUCUCAAUUUACUGUCUCUCCCUCGUCAUGUGACCUGGCUCCACUGAAGUCCACCUCAUUCAGAGUGACCUAUGACCCCAAGCCGCUCAACGCUUUUCACGGAGCCCAACUUGAGUGCUUUGCAUUCUAUAAAAUGGAGGAUCAUCACAUCGGUGUGCGAGUGCUGUGUCCGCCCUGGUGUGUGACAGUGAGAGUCAUCGGUCACUCCUUCUCUCCUGGCAAAGAACACUUCAUCCCAUGCUGCUCUCUGAAGCCCCCUCAAGUGGUCUUUCCAGGCGUAAAUGCAGUUUCUUAUCAGACGGCUCUUCUCCAGAACUGUGGGGAACUGCCGCUCACUUUCUGUCUGGACGUCAGCUCCAACCCCGCCAUGGCCAAAUCAGUGUCCGUUAUUCCAAACUGUGGUUUGAUCCAACCCGGGCUUCACCAAAUCUUCACCCUCAGAUCGACGCCCACAGUAGAGAGUCCCGAACAAGGGUUCUGUCUAAAGCUGCAGCUCAAUGCAGCUAAGCACAGACCCGCUAAGGAACUGACAGUUGUGAGUGUGGUGGAGAAGCUGUGUGUGUCUCUGGAAGGAGAAGGCACUUUAUAUUUUCAGCCGACAGCUGUUGGCUCACGAACACGACGCUCCCACCACAUCAGGAAUCUCAGCCCUCUACCUCUACGGUUCCAAUGGAGCAUUCAACAGCAUGACCAAGAGCUUAUCUCUGUUGAACCAGAUGCUGGUGAGAUCCAUCCCAAUGAGAUCUUGAUCCAGACCUGGUCCUUCAGUCCGCUGGCAAAGAAAACAUACACACUCAAGCCUACUCUCUCCUUCUGGCCGAGCCGGACUGAUGGAGCAAACAAGUCCCUCCUCACACUCACAGUGGAGGGAAUGGGCUCCAACGGCUUCAUAGAGGCAAAAAAAGCCGUCCUGGAUGUGAAGGAGACACUUGUUGGAAAUUACCGGUCCUUCGAAAUCCCUCUGGUGAACAACAGCCUCUGUUCCGUGUCCUUUCAACUCUCGGUGCAGCAGACAAUUCUGGAUGAGGAGCUCGUUUCCGAUCCUGAGACGGAGCCAUGUGCUCUGCAGCUGGACUGUGAGAGAGGAACCAUCGCCUCCCGCUGCACGCUGCUGCUGCAGUCUAGGUUCAGGCCCCACAGACGAGGCCAGUACUCGUGGAAGAUCAGCGACCAGACAACGAAAGACAGUGGGUUAGAGUCAUCCUCUUCAAAGGCUGUGUGUGAAGUGCGAGCGAAGGGUGUGUUCCCCACGCUGCAGGUGACCGGUGUGUGUGGUGGUGGGAGUUUGGGCACACUCAGCAGGAUGCAUCUCUGGCAACUGUUCUCAUUGGACAGCCUCAACCGGCACCUGCUGUCCAACACCUCCUCUGCAGAACUCAUUCAUAGAACCCCCACCAAGCACAGUCGACGCAGUGGUCCCUCCCACUUCACCAAAGUCAUGUUGGAUUUCAACUUCAGUGCCGCUCCCAUCAGGUCAGAGCCCUCCACCUUCAGGCUGAUGUUUCACAACCCUGGUUCCGUCCCCGUCGACUGGGCGUUCUUGUUUCCAGAGGACCAGCAGAUCGAGUUGGACUACUGGGAGGAGACAGGAGUGUUCAGCAGCACUGAGCUCUCCCAGAUGAAGGUUCAAGGUAACCGUCUGUUCAGCAUUUCUCCUCGUUCUGCAACCUUGCAGCCUGGCCAGCAGAGGGCGGUACUGUUCCGCUACAGACAUGACUCGGUUGGGACGAAUCGGUUUGCUGUUGUGUUAAAACUUUGUAACGGCAGAGAGAUCUUGCUCAACCUACAGGGGGCGACAGUGGAGAGAAACAGACCGUAUCUCCACUUUCCCUUCAAAAGACACGUCCUCACCUCUAUGACUAUUGGAGACUUCAGUCCCCCGAGACAGGGGUAUGUAAUAUACAAUGCAGGGACAGUGCCAGUCCAUUAUGAGGUGGACACCGCCGCGCUGUCACAGCUACAGAUGGACAACUUUAACCAUCCGGUGCUGUGCUGCCUCAGUCCCGAGGGAGAGGUCCCUGCUGGGGAGACGGCCCUGCUGGAAUGGAUCUUCUCUCCACUGGAGGCUAAGACGUACCAUAUGGACGUCCCUAUCCACAUCCAGGAUGGGGACUCGACACUGGUGAGGUUUGAGGGAUGUGGAUCUGUUACUCCAACACUGGGUUCCUCAAACACAUUGAACUGCAGUGAUACUAAGGAAUCUGCGCCCUGUGUCCAGAGGCGGCCGUUCCCAGGACAGCUGGUUUUUCUGUCUGCAGACCUUCUCUCACUGGGCAACAUCCCUGUCUGCUCAGAAACCUCAAGAAUCCUCUUCCUCACCAAUGUGUCCUGCACAGACACUGUCCACUACACAUGGGACCUUCCCAAGCAGGGCGCCCAGCAGGUUGUGCAGAUCCGUCCAGACCGAGGAGUUCUGAGUCCAGAGGAGGUUCAUCUCUGUGUCGUCUCCUUCACUUCCACAAGGCACCCCACUGUUUAUAAACUGGAUCUCAUCUGUCAGGUUUUUCAGGAAGUCGCCCUGACGCGAUAUCAAAAAGCUCUGCAGCACCUGGAGGAGGAGAGACGGAAAGAGCGAGAUGAAUUCACCAUCACUGACCAGAAGCUUUCAGAGCCUGUGGCAGCGUCUUUAAGGAAAGACUCACCAUUCAGAAAAUAUAAGACUCUUCCUCCUAUCUGUGCCAGUAGAGGUUGUGUAUCAGCGGGUGCAACUUGUUCGAGGGUCGAGCGGCGGGCACAGCGAGAAAUGGCAAAAAUCCCAAGGCAGCCAGAACCACCUCAGCCUGCUCUGCUGCAUCUGGAGGUUACAGCCCACUCCCACGGGCUCCUGGAGUAUAACACACACUUUCCUGACCAGCUCAAUAAGUUUCAUAGGUGCCUCCCGUCAGUUGAGCCCCAGAAACCUGAAAGUGCUGCUGGUACGAUGCCAGGGCCAUCACACAUUCCAGAGUGGGACACCUCUGUGCACGUUCUCACCACUCUGCUAUGGAACAUAGUCGAGGAUUCAGCCUUCGUUCAGUCUCUGUUCACUUUGGCCUGCAAGCCCGUCGACUACCAGCCGACAGGAGUGACUCCCUCUCCCUGCCCCCCAUCUUCUCCCUGCCCCCGACCUCAAGCUGUGUCGAGUGGGACAGAGGUCACGGUGGACAGCGCAGGGACGGCACCGCUCGGGACACGGGACAAACAACACACUGAUUGUGCGCCUGUGGACGUGAUCAAAGAUGUUUUGCCGAACACCUUCCAGAACUUGAUGAUGGAAGCUGUCAGAGGAGAGCUUUGUCUCUGGGAACAACCAGGCGCUAUCUUGUCACCUGUUUCCACCAGGUGA